Syngnathoides biaculeatus (alligator pipefish) is the source of this 4232-nucleotide messenger RNA. RefSeq lists its product as uncharacterized. Bases 123 to 1928 code for a protein of 601 amino acids. The transcript has 12 exons. Lineage: Eukaryota; Metazoa; Chordata; Actinopteri; Syngnathiformes; Syngnathidae. The record is from RefSeq and is a predicted model, not a curated record.
AAGGAGCGAGAGAGAGAGCGAGGACAGGAAACAUUCAGGCGCAUCUGCACCACGGACGUACGGCCACUUGUUCACGUCUCGCCAGCCGGAAGCUCCGAAGCAGGUUGAGAAAAACAGCCACAAUGAGGACAACUUGUAUCUUCGCGCUGACUUUUAUGCUUGUCACAGCGGUGUCCGUCUCUGGCAAGGCCAACGAGGAAUCCGUGAUGCUGUUCCUCGAGGAGGAUUUCCACAUCCUGCUGCACGCGGCCGGGCUGGAGGUGACGUUCCGCCCGACCCCGCGCUCACGCGAAGUGGUCCUGAUGCGAGGUGGCGUGGUCGUGGGCGACAGGGCCAAAAUGAACAAGCGCCUCAGCCACUUGGUCGUCAACUCGCUGACCGAGCGGGACGAGGGCGUGUACACGGUGAAGAACCCCGAAGACCCCAAGGACUUCCAAACCAUCAAACUCUUCGUGAGAGAUUGCUUCAACGAGGAGAUGGUGAAAUAUGGAGAAAACUACAGGAUUCCGCUGUUCGGGGUGACGCCACCCAUCACCUUGGAGCACAGGUCCAGUGCGGAGGAGGCCAACUUGACAUCCAAACCGGCCCAGGUGCUGCUGACGAGGACGGGCGAUGUUCGGACCAGCCACAGGGAUCGCAUUAGCGUCACCGAUCACCACGUGGUCCUUAGGUCGGCGACGAGGGCCGACGACGGCAGCUACACCGUCACCGACGCUCAGGGCAUCGCCCGGAUCAAAAUCUGUCUUCAGGUCAUUGAGCACCAGUACUUUGUCAGCCUGCAUCACGGCGAACGGCUGAAGAUCAACCUGAUGCUUAACAGUUCCUUGGCGCACCUCUACUACAGCGCAGACACGAACCACCAACCGCGCCUACUCAUGGAUCAAGGAGAAUUCACUGAGGCCCAGACGAAGCUUGGCUUUGAAGGUCGCCUAUCUAUAGACGGUUCGCUGGUCUUUCUGGAUAAGGUCAAGCGCUCUGAUGAAGGCCUGUUCAAAGUCACCGACCUACAGGGAUUUCCUGUGUCCAGCAUCCACUUGGAACUCAAACCCUACAAACUGGAGUCCAUCUACGUGGCCAUCAUCUCCCUGCUGAGCCUGCUGGUCUUCCUCCUUCUGGCCUGCCUGCUGUCCUGCCUGAUCAAAGUUCAGAAGAGGGCCAAGAGGGCGGCCGCCCUGGAGAAGAUCGCCCAGAACGCUGGCAAGGAGGACGAGGGGGAGGCCUUCCGACAGGUUGUCAAGAACAUUACAAAACUCAAUGAGGAUUCCAAGCAUUCGCAGGCUGACAACACAGAGAAAUCUCAGAGCACUGAGGUGGACAUUAAAGGUCUGGAGGUUUCUUCAAAGGAGGUCGGUAUUGGCAACCUAGACACCAGUGACUCCGGUGUUGGCUUUAACACCGCCCUGCCGCUUGACACUGACACCGAUGCCCCCGACCAAGUCCCCGACUCCGAGGCCGUGAGCAUCUCCGUCGCCCCGGAAACUAAGUCGAGUGCUCCACCGCCGCCAGCCGAAGAAGUGAGGCCCAGUCCAGCACCCGAAACCGAGCCCAGUGCCCCACCUGCUGUGGAAAUAAAGUCUGAAACCAAAGCCGUCGAGACGCCCCCUGCCCAGUCGGUGAGCUUGGAUGUGCCCAAACCGGCCGAAGUCAAGUCGAGUCCCGCCUCAAGCCCUGGAACCAAGAGUCUGGCAAGUCCAGUGAGUCCAGCUGAUCCGAAACCCGCAGCCGUCGGCUUGGAGCCCAAGACGGCAGCCCCGAAAGUCCCCAGCCCAGCUACCGAACCCCAAAAAAUGUUUUCGUCUGCCACCGGUGUGGCCUACGAGCCUCCCUCCUCUGUCGACCACAUUCCAUUCCUGACAGAGCCCAUCCCUAACGGCACCCCGGAGCCAGACCCAGAUCAUGCUGAUCUAAUCGGAGGUUCCUCUCUGUAAGCAGAGCCCUACCCCAAAAAAACCCCGAAAUGGAUCCUAAAUGAAGCGGUGCUGACAGAGAUGAAGAUUCCACCCAUCACCACCUGAGGACUUCGCCCGGCCCCACCACGCCCUGUGUCACUGUUCCCCGCCAUGCACUUUAGACAAUCAAGCCCCCUUUUCCUCGAAUUGGGACUUUGGUUGACCUAAUGGCUGAACAUAACGCAACCAUCCACAUUUUUUUCUAUCUGUAACCACCACGUGACAUCCUAGCUUUGUAUUUCUCGCAGCUUUUUACUUGAUAAUUCCCCUCCAACUGCCAGACUGCAACCGCAGAGUUUACAAGAAGAAACUCCACCCUAAGGUAUGUCGAACACCAGGUUGUGCUUUUCUUUACAUGAGUCUAACAAUUUGGCCUCACCGUCACUCUGCCUACACGCUGAAUGCCUAUGUACUUACUAGCAUGCAAAAAUAUGCAAAACAACAACAAAAAUGCUCGCAAACGUGAUGUCAAGUGCACGUGUACAUGAUACAAUCACAUUUUUACAAAAAAGGAAAAAAAAAACAACUCAAGUGGGUUUUGUAUAACUUUAUAUGCACACAAACCAAAUCACACGAGCGCCGUUAAGUCAAACCUCUGAUUCCCAACUUUUGUGGAGCCAAGUCACAUACUUUUAGAAAUAAACAACAUUACAAGUGUAAUACAUUUAAUGUCAGGUAAAAAUGGAGUUUAAAAGCAAAAGUAAGAAAAGAUACUUUAAAGGAGAAACACAUCAAACGUGAAUAACAUUAUUAAAAUCACUAACACGAACGCACACAACACUGACCCCAUUAAAUAUCGUCAAAUAUGCCAGCCCCACCGAUUUUUAACACCGUCUCUCACCCAAGUGAGGGGCAGUUUCCCUGCUGCUGUUUAAGUUAGCAACAGAAUCCAAAUUGGGGGGGUUGAGGUGUUGAUUCAAGGGAGGCCGUUUAUUUGUUGUAAUUGGGCAAUUCAUUAGGGCAUGGCGUUGUAUGUUACAAUUAUUAACAUGAAGAGGAUUAUAAGUUUUUGGGAAUGCGACACAAGGAUUCGAUGGCGUUUUACCGCACCUAAUUCUCGAUAAAGGCCUGCUACAAUUGAAAUGAGAUCUUAUCCUCAAUUGCUAGAAACUAUUUGGAAAGAUGAAGGCAAUUAAGUACAUAGUAGUAACCAAUUAGGUGAAUCCCCUUUGCUUUUUUUUUUUUUUUCAUGAAGUCAUGCCGUCCAGUUCAGACAAAAAUGCUGCGAUCGCAACCCGUGCUGACCUAUUCAGGUGCUUUGUUUACACACUUGCAGUUUUACUUUGCUGACAUUUGAACAUUUUAUUUAAAACGAAUGAUCCUCUAUAUUGUAAAUUAGGGCUUCUCAACCUUACCAACAGACUGCUGCCAGUGUUGUAGCAUAGAGGGUCUCAGUCAAGGGGUCAGUCACCAAGGACGGGAAUAUUUAGUAGAGGUGGUCCAAAUUUAGAAGAGAAGAAAAAAAGGUAUUGGUAAAGCGUAUUGAGGUGAUUGAAAUGGUUGCAACACAGUCUUGACUCCAUUAGUUUCCUUGCACCCCCUGGCAGUGGCGUAGGAUUGUGGAACUGGAUGUUAAUCUCCAUGGGUGUCAGGCGAGUCCCAGUGUGCCUCAAAUUUUGGGGGAAACAUCACUUCAAGAUAAGAAAAAAAAAAUCACCAUAGAAUUAGCAGUAAUCAUGAUUUGACAAAAAUAGAGAGAAAUUUCAUAUCACCUUGACUGCACCCGCAUCCCCUCCCUCGUUCCCCAAUAUAAGAAUCCCUGUAAAGAUACCGUCCCCCUCUGGUUGGGAACCCUUGUUGUAAAUAAACUAACAUGACUUCGUUGUUCAGUCAACACAAUGUUGCUACAGAUGUGUGUAUCACGUAUCCCUACCUCACGGAAAACACUGAUUAACUGGAUUGGAUGAUAUUAUUAUUAUUAUAUCCCUAGAUUGAUAAGAGAAGCACAGAAAAGAAUCUGCCAUUGAAUGAAAUGCCAAAUGAUAACUGAAAUACAGCAUUGCUGUUAUAAUUUACUGGCCACUACUGAUAUCGUUCCUGACUUAUGGACUAUACUGAUAUCAGAAAAUAGUCUGUACAGUCAAUCUACAUUUGCAAAAGCCAUAAAAUUAGGAUUGAAAAAAAGCAAAACACUUGAAAUCCAAAAAGUAUUAAUGUGCCUCUUGUCUUUAGUGGCCAAACAAACAGCAGCAGCAGUUGGGUCCUUGGUAAAUAUGUCUGAUGGGUUCCAUUUAAACAAAGACACGCACGCACACACACACACACACACACACACACACACAC